AUGAAUGAAGUAAUAGUAGAGUAUGACUAUACUGCGAAAGAAUCUGAUGAGCUGACAAUAAAAAAAGGUGACAUCAUUAAAGAUGUAGUCAAGAAACCAGGUGGAUGGUGGGAAGGUGUGCUCAAAGAUAAAAAAGGAAUGUUUCCAGACAAUUUUGUUCGACCCUUAGAUAAAGACGGUGUAGUUUUCAGGAAUAGCAAAGAUGUAUGCAGAAUAAAACAAUGCAGGGUAGUAUUUUCCUAUAAUCAAGACCAUGAAGAUGAACUAAACUUAAAGGUAGGAAAAUUUGAUUGUAUAUUCGAUUUUUAUGUAGAUUUUAAUUCAAUGCAACCGGCAGUUCAGUCACAAUUUAAUACUAAUUGUAACAGUUAA
Messenger RNA from Diabrotica balteata, 372 nucleotides. NCBI's taxonomy places the organism in Eukaryota, Metazoa, Arthropoda, Insecta, Coleoptera, Chrysomelidae. The record is from the annotation of a GenBank genome assembly.